Plasmodium knowlesi strain H is the source of this 1221-nucleotide messenger RNA. RefSeq names its product conserved Plasmodium protein, unknown function. The record is from RefSeq and is a predicted model, not a curated record. Lineage: Eukaryota; Apicomplexa; Aconoidasida; Haemosporida; Plasmodiidae. The transcript is spliced from 2 exons. The coding region runs from base 1 to 1221 and encodes 406 amino acids.
AUGAGACUAAGUGGCCACCCCAACUGCACCAGGAGAAAGAUGCCGGCCAACUACAACGAAAUAAGGAAAGUGUAUAACUACUACAUUAGGGAGUACUACUACCAGAAGUCCAAGGGAACCUACUUCGUUCACAUUAAGAAGCCUGGGAUUUUAUUUACGUCCUUAAAAUUUUACAAAAAAAAAAAAACCCUCUUUCCAAAUGUGUAUGACUGGUACUUCGAUAAUUUAAGUUAUAUGAAAAAAAAUAAAGACAUUUUAAAGUGCAAAAAUCCUUACAGUACAAAAAAUAUAUACUCUUACAGAAUAAGCAAAACGGAGUGGGAACAGCAUGACGUGGAUAGUGGCAAUAUUUAUACAAAUGAAUCGGAGGAAGACCUGGAAUGUACCUAUAGAACGAGCAACUUGUACUAUAACAUGCACCCCGUGUACUUGUCUAAAAUUUGCCUCUACGACUUAAAUGAUCAUCACAUAUUAUUUUCGAACAACUACUAUGAUGCCUUCAUGCAAUUUUAUUACAGCAUUGUUUCGUACAAAAUGGAUUUAAAUAAUCUGCAAAUUUUCCCAAACUUAAGGAUCCUCAUAAGUCACAUUAAAAACAUAAGUAAUAUAAUUAACGACGAAUUGGUUAAGCGUGCCUUUGUGUAUUUUAUUAGACAGAAAAAAACGUUCGAUGCAGAGUAUCUCUGCGGGAUACUUAAAAGCAUCUACUCAACGAUGCUGCACAACUGUCCAUUGUAUUUGUUCCUGGACAAUGUUAAUCAGUUCAAGGUCGUUCUUAGCCUUGUGGGUUCAACGGGAGAAGUGCAAAACCUUUUUGAGAGCGCCCUGCCGUACCCCUACUAUUUAGUACUGGAUGAAAGCGUGAACAUUUAUAACCUGCAAAGUUUCAACAUUUAUUUAAAAAAAGUUUUGGAGGCGAAAUUGAAAGCGCCAUUUUCUGGUGACCCACCGGAGGGCAUUUCGCCCUCCGCUCAGGUGGACAUGUACCAAAAUGGUCGGUGUUCAGAUAGAAAUUCUGAUAAUUCUACCAACGGAGGAAUACCUAAUGGAACUAGUCAUUCCAAUAAGGAUGGAGUACACAGUGAACCUUUCGCAAAAUCGGAGGAAGAAAAAUCACAGCGGGUUGAAAAUGUGCGGGGAAAACAAAUUUACUUCUUUAAGCUGAUAAAAAUAUUUGACAUGAAGCCGAAUCAUCGCUUUGUCCAAAGGGGUGCGAAAUAG